Molecule: messenger RNA, 882 nt
Organism: Glarea lozoyensis ATCC 20868
Lineage: Eukaryota; Fungi; Ascomycota; Leotiomycetes; Helotiales; Helotiaceae
Product: Protein kinase-like (PK-like)
Exons: 1
Coding region: 1-882 (293 amino acids)
Source: RefSeq, a predicted model, not a curated record
AUGCCAGUAGACUAUAUACCCCCAGUUGAUAAGACUGCCACUCAACACGAUGGUACAGAAAGUUUGGCCAUCAAUAAUACCAUCUUUCGUCGUGUUUGCACUCUCCUUGCGUUGAACACCACAGGCAGAUUCUAUCCCUACAACGGUGGCUGCAAACCGAUAUCAAAGCAUGUAAUCGUUAAGUCGGGAUACUGGGCUCAUCUGACAGAAGCUGCUACUAUGAAAUACAUCGCGGAACACACUUCGAUUCCUGUUCCCAAAAUCUACUGUUCGUUUGUCUACAACAAGCGAGCCUACAUGGUUAUGGAACGAAUACAGGGUGAUACUGUAGCCGCAAUUUGGUUUCAGUUGUCGGAAGAGUCUCGAAGUAGAAUUCUUGAGGAUCUAAAGCGUAUUAUCUUGGAAUUGCGGAGAAUCAAACCUGCACCAGGAACAGGAGUGCAGAGUUGUGUCGGUGGCUCGCUACGCGAUUGUCGCAUGCCUCGGUCUUGCCCGCGUUUUGGCCCAUUUAAGACUAUCAAAGAGUUCCAUCUAUGGCUUAGAGAGUACCUGCUACCUUCAGAAAUACUUGACAAACCAGACAAUACACGGUCGAGCGAUGUCAGCAUGAUGGUGGCUCACCAGGAUCGCGAAUACCCACACCCUAUCUUUACACAUGGUGAUUUGCAUCCACAGAACAUUCUCGUCCGCGACGAUAAGAUUGUUGGGAUUAUUGACUGGGAAUUCUCGGGAUGGUAUCCCAAUUAUUGGGAAUACACAUCUGCAUGGAUGGGGAAUCGAAUACGGGAGGGGUGGCAAGAAGUGCUUCCGCGGUUCCUGGAGACUUUUCCUGAAGAACUUGAGAUGGAAAGAAUUCGUCACCAGUGGUGGGGGGAAUACUGA